GUAGGUGCACAAGAGGGAGUGAGUGAGAGAGAAAGGGAAAAUGUGUUUUCUGUAUGCAUGAUUGAGGAACAUUUCAACCGGAUCUCGGGUGUAGUUUAAUGACAUCAGUUCAGUGCAUGCCUCCUGUGUACAGUAGCUAGCGCCUGGAACUAGCAGCAGAUUAAAAGUCGCUACAGACGUCUAUUUUACAAGCACCGUUUCUGAAGCAGAGGAUGGUCAGGCUGCACUGGAUGCAUGGGGUCUAUCAGAAGGAUCAUCGUCUGCUGCUACAGACUGUCUUGCUGAAAUUUCAGGCAGAUGUCAAUGUGAGAUAUGAGUUCUAAGCAUUACUCUGACUGGAUCCCUUACAGUGUUCUUGAUGACGAGGGCAGCAGUCUUCGGCAGCAGAAGCUGGACAGACAGCGAGCGCUUCUGGAACAGAAGCAGAAGAAGAAGCGCCAGGAGCCGCUGAUGGUGCAGGCAAACGUCGACGGCCGCUCUCGCACCCGCAGGGCGAAGCAAUCGGAGGAGCAGGCUCCACUGGUGGAGUCCUACCUCAGCAGCAACAGCAGCACCAUCUACCACGUGCAAGAAGCCGAACAGGAGGAUGUAAAGGUUGUAACGGACCCACAGGCACCCAGGUCUGCUAAAAAGGCAAAGUCAGCCCCAUCAGCCUCCCAAACUGGCAGCGCCAAAAAGGAGAAAAAGGGGAGACACAAAGGAAUCGAUGGGCCAGCUGCCUUUCAGGAUGAGGCACUGGACCUGGGCAAUCAGAUUCAGAUCCUGACAGUGGGACAGUCCAGCAUAUGUGAGGGGGAAGGAGACCCAGUGACCAGUACACAGCAGCAGGGCAAGCAAGACCUGCGAGUCACCAUGCAGAAAAAAGGCAUAUCCAGUAGCAUGAACUUUGAUGAAGAAGAAGAUGAAGAAGAUGAAGACAGCUCCAGUUCUUCUCAACUCAACAGCAACACCAGACCAGGAUCGGCCACAAGCAAGAAAUCGAACAAGGAAGCGGCGUCCGCGUCCACCCCCCCAGCCAGUGAACCCGCGGUGGACGUCGACGACCUGGAGGAGUUCGCCCUGAGACCGGCCCCCCAGGGCGUCACCAUUAAAUGCAGGAUCACACGAGACAAGAAGGGCAUGGACAGAGGAAUGUACCCCACUUACUACCUCCAUCUGGAGAGGGAGGAUGGCAAGAAGGUCUUCCUGUUGGCUGGGAGGAAACGAAAGAAGAGCAAGACCUCAAAUUACCUCAUCUCCAUAGACCCUACUGAUUUGUCUCGCGGUGGAGAAAGUUUCAUUGGGAAACUAAGAUCAAACUUAAUGGGGACCAAGUUUACAGUUUAUGACAGCGGUGUGAAUCCUAUGAAGACUCCUUCCAGUGUAGAAGCAAGUAACCUUCGUCAGGAAUUAGCAGCUAUCUGCUAUGAAACAAAUGUUUUAGGUUUUAAAGGCCCCAGAAAAAUGAGUGUGAUCAUUCCCGGUAUGAACAUGGAUCAUGAGAGAGUCUCAAUUAGACCACGAAACGAUCAUGAGUCUCUGCUUGCUAGGUGGCAGAACAAAAACACAGAGAGUGUGAUUGAGCUGCACAACAAGACCCCAGUCUGGAAUGACGACACCCAGUCCUAUGUCCUUAAUUUCCAUGGAAGGGUCACACAGGCGUCUGUCAAGAAUUUCCAGAUCAUCCAUGACAACGAUCCUGACUAUAUAGUGAUGCAGUUUGGCCGCGUGGCUGAAGAUGUUUUCACAAUGGAUUACAAUUACCCCAUGUGCGCGCUGCAGGCCUUUGCUAUUGCACUCUCUAGCUUCGAUAGUAAACUGGCCUGUGAGUAAGAUAAUGGAGAAGAUGUCCAAACUUUCCUCGAUUUGUGUGGACCAGGCUGAGAUCCCUGAAAUGGCCUGAAAUGCUUUAGACUUUUGUUUCCCGUGAAAAACUGCGGAGACUCAAAAGGUGAUGACGUCCGAUAUAGUGGCCUUUCCACUUUAUGGUUAUAUGGUGGUAAAGGCAAUAGAACUGUGCAAAAGCUGCACUGUUGAGUGUGAGCUGAACGCUGGUUUUUGACUGUUCAGGACACUAGCAGACAUAUCCCCUGUGGAUAGAAGAUAAGCACAAGGAGGAAUUCAAUGUUGCAUUGGGAUCAGCUUUUUAUAGAUCACAUCUUUAAUGACAUUUUUAUUAUGAUCCAUCUUUUCAUUUUAAUUGUUUGUAAGAGUGUUAUUUUCACCCCAUGUGAAUUUACAAAAAGUGAGAAAGCUAAGUUUUAUCUAAUUAACUUGUUAUAACUUAAGCCCAGGUUUGUCAUGUUUUCUCCUCCACCUGUUCUUAUGUAUAGUUAACAAAUUCAAAACAAGACCUUUCUUGGUUCUUCAAAA
Molecule: messenger RNA, 2352 nt
Organism: Lepisosteus oculatus (spotted gar)
Lineage: Eukaryota; Metazoa; Chordata; Actinopteri; Semionotiformes; Lepisosteidae
Gene: tub
Product: TUB bipartite transcription factor
Biological process (GO): protein localization to cilium
Cellular component (GO): cilium
Source: RefSeq, a predicted model, not a curated record